Abrus precatorius (Indian licorice) is the source of this 3635-nucleotide messenger RNA. RefSeq names its product clathrin interactor EPSIN 2. The record is from RefSeq and is a predicted model, not a curated record. Gene Ontology annotation, cellular component: endosome; clathrin vesicle coat; plasma membrane. Gene Ontology annotation, biological process: endocytosis. The coding region runs from base 555 to 3203 and encodes 882 amino acids. The transcript is spliced from 15 exons. Gene Ontology annotation, molecular function: clathrin binding; phospholipid binding. NCBI's taxonomy places the organism in Eukaryota, Viridiplantae, Streptophyta, Magnoliopsida, Fabales, Fabaceae.
AUCAUACCCAGAAAAAUUUCAAGAGUAAAAUUAAACCCCAAAAGAUUAUUAUUCCUUGAUAUUUUUUUUUUGGCUAACAUUGUAUGAAUUCUUUAAUUCACUCUGUGCAAGUUGCACUGUGAAUUUUAAUUUUUCUUUCAUUUUAACUCCGAAAUUGCAGAGAGACAAAAUCACAGCAAAAAUCAGUUGGCGAGGUAGCCAUCAUUUGCAUCCCUGUUUCUCUCUCUUUCCCUCGUAAUUUUAUUUUUGAGACAACUCAUACAGCUCUUGCAAAUUGCAACCUGGUUGCUCACUUCCUUAUAAUCGUUCCCUCUCUCUCUCUCUCUCUCUCCAUUUUCUCUCUCUAGUAUUACCGUCAAACCCACCUUCAGUUUCUGGCUUCUGCCGAGUAGUUUGAUCAGUUUUGGAUUGUCUAAACUUUGAUUGCUAUGAGACGUGAAACUGUAUAGCAUUGGUGUCGGACAGUUCAUUUGUUUGUUUGAGAACUUGGAUUGAUAUCUUAAAGCUGAUUUAAGUCUGUGGUUUUGGUGCACUAAUACUGAAAACGAGCUACAAUGAAGAAGGCAAUUGGUCAAACUGUUAGGGAACUAAAAAGAGAAGUAAAUAAGAAAGUAUUGAAAGUUCCUGGCAUAGAACAGAAGGUUCUUGAUGCUACCAGCAACGAAGCAUGGGGUCCUCAUGGAUCACUUCUUGCAGAUAUUGCACAAGCGACCAGAAAUUAUCAUGAAUAUCAAAUGAUAAUGGCAGUAAUCUGGAAGCGGAUUAAUGACACUGGCAAGAAUUGGAGGCAUGUCUACAAGGGUUUGACAGUACUAGAAUACUUGGUCGCUCAUGGAUCAGAGCGAGUCAUAGAUGAGAUUAGAGAGCAUGCGCAUCAGCUAUCGACAUUGUCCGAUUUUCAAUACAUGGAUUCUAGUGGAAGAGACCAGGGAAACAAUGUCAGAAGGAAAUCACAGAGUCUUGUUCUCCUUGUGAAUGAUAAAGAAAAAAUCAUAGAGGUUAGACAAAAGGCUGCUGCCAACAGGGACAAGUUUCGCAACAAUUCGGCAGGCGGAAUGUAUAGGCCUGGUUCAUACUCAGCUAGUGGAGCUUACGGUGAUAGAUAUGAAAAUGAUCGUUAUGAAAGUAGGGAGGAAGAUAGAAGUGGUUAUGGCCGAGAAAUAGAAUGGGGUUACAGAGAUGAUGAUCACUACAGUCAUGAUGGAGAUCGUUAUGGUAGAGAUUAUGAGGAACACUAUAGCAGAGACAGUUACAGGGACGAUGAGAAUCGUGGAAGAAGUCAAAGUGGUGAUGGUUAUCAAUAUGGCUCUAGAGGCAGGAGCUCUGAUAGAGAUCAUGAUCGUAGUUUUGAUGAUGAUGGUCAAUAUUCAUCUCGAGGUAGUAAUGCUAAAGCUGAAGACCAUUCACUGGAAGGAAGGCUGGAGCAAAAAGUUUCUGAACAAAAUAUGGGUGCUCCUCCUACUUAUGAAGAAGCUGUUUCUCAAAGCCCUUUGCACAAUGAAAGGGAUGUAGAAAUUUCAGCUGCAUCUGCUCCAAGAGGCUCUUCUCCUGUAAGUGAUAAUCCACCACAAACCUCUGUUGGAACAGAGGUAACUGCUGCUGCCAGUAAUGUUACAUCUGGAAACCAUGAAGUUGGGGCUUUUGAUGAAUUUGACCCCCGUGGUCCUGUAUCAGCUGUCCCUGCUCCUGCUAAUAAUGUUGAAGUGGAUUUAUUUGGCUCCCUAUCUGAGUCAUUCUCUUCAAAUGCAUUGGCUCUUGUGCCUUCUGCAUCAGGAACUACAACUUCUCAAGGCAAUGACCUUGAGUCAACACCGUCCUUUACCCCGCCAGCUGCAUCAAAUAAAUCUAAGCUGUCGUUUGAAGAUCCAUUUGGUGAUUCACCAUUUAGAGCUGAAACUGCUCCAUCUCAACCCCAGACCCAACAGAAUCUGGCACCAUCCCAAUCAAGUGGUACUCAUACAGAAUCAGUAUCUAAUUUUGGGUUUGGAGACUCAUUUUCUGUUGUACCAUACACUACGUCUGGUGCUGCUGACACUAAGCCUUUAUCAUCAAACUCUCAGUUUUUGCCACAAGAUUUGUCCACUUCAUCACAGGAAACUGAUAUUCUCGCAGACAUUCUUCCCCUCGCACCAUUACCUGGGACAGCUUCACAGCAAAACUUUUCACCUCCUCCUGAUGCUCAAUCCUCAUCCUCCUUUUCAGCUUCAUCUGGACAAAUGGCUUCACAACCUUUUAUGGUACAACCUGGCCAACUUAUGCAGCAAGGUUUCUCAGCUGCAACCCAUCAACCUGCAGCACAAGCCUUUUCAGUGCCUGGUGGCCAACUGGUACAACCCCCAUUAUCAGUUCCCACCAGUCAACAUGCACAUCAACCCUUUCCACCACAUGCUGAUCUAUCUGCACAAUCAGGUGGUCAUACAUAUGGUGGAUUUCCUUCCCAGCCUGGUUCUCUGACUCCGGGAGCUUCAAGCAUAUUUCCUCAAUCUCAGAGUGGACAUAAUGGAACUGUGAACAGGACCUAUGAACAAGGAUCUAUGCCACCUAUUCCUCAAUCAGCAGGGCAGCUGUCACAGAGUGCAAACUAUUUGGUUUCUGAAUCUCCAACUGAUCAAGCAUCGCAUUUUAAUAGUGGUAACUUCAUUGCACCACAGGGAAAUGCAGUUCCCUUUACCCAUCAAUCACUUGGUGUAAAUGUUCCUAAUGUUUCACAUGCUCCUCAACCUUCCAAGGAUAAGUUCGAGACAAAAUCGACAGUUUGGGCAGAUACACUAAGCAGGGGAUUGGUUAAUUUGAAUAUAUCUGGACCUAAAAUAAAUCCUUUAGCAGAUAUUGGAAUUGACUUUGAUGCAAUUAAUAGGAAGGAGAAGAGGAUGGAGAAGCCAACCACUACAAUGGCAAUGUCAACCGUAACCAUGGGUAAAGCUAUGGGAUCUGGUUCAGGCAUAGGCCGGGCUGGCGCCGGUGCUCUCAGAACUCCAUCAAAUCCAAUUAUGGGUAUGGAUAUGAGAGGCCAUGGAAGUAUGAAUGUACCUAUGGGGAUGAACACGAGUAUUGGUAUGGGUAUAGGUAUAAGUAUGGACAUGGGCAUGAGGAUGGGGCAGAUGCAACCACCCACCGGACUGCCUCCUGUGUCCAACGUACCAGGUAAUUCCAUGAUGGGAACAGGUGGUUAUCCUCAACAGCCUUAUGGUGGCUACCGAUGAGAUUUGAGCAUUAUUCAUAGAUAGCAAUGUUAGUAUGAGAUUUGAGCAUUAUAUACCUAGAUAGAAAGGUAAAGUAUUAUUACUCCAUUGUUUUGUUACGAGCCAAUAUUAGUGCUACAUCUUGCAUUUGUAUUUCUAGCAAUAUAUGUAAUUGUCUGUAAAGUAAUCCAGUGUGAUGUAUGCUUAUUCUUGUUUAAUGUAUUAUGCUUUCCAUUCCUUUUUGGGUCACAUUUUCAUACGUACUUUGUGAAAUCAUAAUUGUGUACCAGUGACCAGAUCAAAUAACCUUGGGUUAUUGCUUUUAGUCCCCAACACCAACCAGUGGUGUGAUAUUAAUAUAUUCUUUUUUGUACCUUUUUUACAUCGAUGUUUACAUGUGUAAUGAUUUUGAUGGGAUGCUGUCUAUUAUUAAGCACGACAUGUUGUUCGUGU